Lodderomyces elongisporus is the source of this 1404-nucleotide messenger RNA. It is a transcript of the gene PEX13, whose product is annotated as peroxin. The transcript has a single exon. Gene Ontology annotation, cellular component: peroxisomal membrane; peroxisomal importomer complex; peroxisome. The record is from RefSeq and is a predicted model, not a curated record. Gene Ontology annotation, molecular function: protein binding. The coding region runs from base 1 to 1404 and encodes 467 amino acids. NCBI's taxonomy places the organism in Eukaryota, Fungi, Ascomycota, Pichiomycetes, Serinales, Debaryomycetaceae. Gene Ontology annotation, biological process: protein import into peroxisome matrix, docking.
AUGUCGACAUCAGCCCCAAGAACAAAACCAUGGGAGGUAUCACAAGGCACAAGCGCAGCUUCAACGCAGCAAUCACAGGCUUCCAACACCGCCACCACCUCUACCACCACCAAUAGUAACACAUCCACAGGAGUAAAUCCUGGUGUACCUGAUCGUCCAAGCUCACUCACCUCUGAUUUCAAUAAUAUGGCAGACUCGUCACCCUAUGGCUCAAACAAUACAUAUGGCACCAACACAACAUAUGGAUCUACUAAUCGAUAUGGUUCAGGGUAUGGCUCGGGGUACGGUUCUGGCAUGUACGGUUCAAGCUAUGGUUCUGGGUAUGGUUCUGGCAUGUACGGCUCAUCUGGCAUGUAUGGUUCAGGGUAUGGCUCAGGCAUGUAUGGCUCGGGCUAUGGGUCGUAUGGCUCUGGAAUGUAUGGUGGAGGUGGCAUGUAUGGAUCUGGAAUGUAUGGCGGAGGAGGAAUGUAUGGAAAUAAUAAUCCCAUGAUGCAAGGCGGAUUUGGAGAAGGUACACAAGCUACAUUCCAGUUGAUUGAAAGUAUAAUUGGAGCCGUUGGUGGGUUUGCUCAGAUGCUUGAGGCAACGUAUAUGGCUACACACCUGAGUUUUUUCACCAUGGUGAACCUUGCUGAGCAGUUUGGUAACUUGAAAAAUGCAUUGGGAAGUUUAUUAGGAAUAUUUGCAUUGAUCAAGUUUGUCAAGAAAAUGUUUGCCAAACUCACCGGAGUCGACUACAACAAUGGAAUGAAUAUGGGCGAGUUUAUGAAGUUUGAGAAACAACAAAAGAAACUCGAAGAACUGGCAAGAAGACAAGCUGGUGGUGGCCAGGCUGGCAAGCAAGGCAAAGGAAGAAUGUCGUUGAAGCCAUUGCUCUUGUUCCUUGCCGCUUCAAUAGGUUUCCCUUAUUUAUUGAGCAAAGCUAUCCAAAUGUUGAAUGAACAAAAUAGAAGGAAACAGUUGGAAAUGCAACAACAACAGCAGCAGCAACAACAACAACUGCAAAUGGAAUUACAGAAUAAUAGAAAUCCAUUUGAUCCACUGAAUUUACAGUUUGCCAAGGCAUUGUACGAAUUUAAUCCUGAGAACCCUCAAAUUGAAAUAGAAUUGAAGCCAAACGAACUAGUUGCAAUAUUGUCUAAGCUCGAUCCCAUGGGUCAGGAGAGUAAAUGGUGGAAAGUUCGUUCGAGAUCAGGGGCAAUGGGGUACGUUCCAUCUAAUUACCUUUCUGUAAUUGAAAGAAAACCACAACAGCAGCAGAUCCAAAAUGGACCUGCUUCCGUGCUGCUGCUGACUUUACAGCAACAACCGCCGUUGAAACAAGCAGAACUGGCGCCUGCGGGUAAAGUCCCUACACAAGGUUUGAAACCAGAAAAGUUACUAGAAGAGUAUAAGAACUUUUAA